Molecule: messenger RNA, 273 nt
Organism: Prunus armeniaca (apricot)
Lineage: Eukaryota; Viridiplantae; Streptophyta; Magnoliopsida; Rosales; Rosaceae
Source: the annotation of a GenBank genome assembly
AUGCAACUGCUAGCUGUUGAGCCAUGUGCUGACAAGACAGCAUGGAAACUCAGAAGGCAUGGGCAACUGACAUUCCUAGAGGCAUGGGCUACACAUCAAAUCAACAGCAUGGAAACUCAGAAGGCAUGGGCAGCUGACAUUCCUAGAGGCAUGGGCUACACAUCAAAUCAGCAGCAUGGGAACCUAAUGGGCAGCUCAGACAAAUGGGAACAGCUAGGAAUGGGUGUGCUUCACCAGCCAAAGGGGGAGCACGAAUUUGCACUCUAUAAAUAG